Molecule: messenger RNA, 1196 nt
Organism: Argentina anserina (silverweed cinquefoil)
Lineage: Eukaryota; Viridiplantae; Streptophyta; Magnoliopsida; Rosales; Rosaceae
Product: chloroplast envelope quinone oxidoreductase homolog
Exons: 4
Coding region: 108-1082 (324 amino acids)
Molecular function (GO): oxidoreductase activity
Source: RefSeq, a predicted model, not a curated record
CCCAACUGCACGAACGCUUCGUUCCGCUUCAUAGAUUCUGAGACGAAACUUCGACUGCCGACGGCUGAGCUCUGGUUCAAGUGAAGCUAACUGUGGCGAAAAAGCUCAUGCAAGCGGUUCAAUACAGUGCUUAUGGUGGAGGGCCUUCUGGCUUAAAGCAUGUUGAAAUCCCGGUUCCCAUCCCAAACAAGGAUGAGGUAUUGCUGAAAUUGGAGGCAGCAAGCCUAAACCCUUUUGAUUGGAAAGUUCAGAAAGGCAUGCUGCGGCCUUUGUUGCCUCGCAAGUUUCCUCACAUCCCUGGUACUGAUGUUGCAGGAGAGGUCGUACAGGUUGGACCGGAAGUCAAAAAUUUCAAAGCCGGUGACAAAGUUGUUGCUAUGGUUAACCCUCUUAGUGGAGGUGGCCUAGCAGAGCUAGCCGUGACAAAAGAGAGCUUGACUGUUGCAAGGCCUCCCAAAGUUUCAGCAGCCACUGCUGUAGGAUUACCUGUUGCUGGUCUCACUGCUCACCAGGCACUCUGUCAGUCUGCCGGGGUCAAGCUUGAUGGAAGCGGCCGGGAAGCGAACAUUCUGAUCACAGCUGCCUCAGGCGGUGUAGGUCACUAUGCAGUUCAAUUGGCCAAGCUCGGGAACACUCAUGUGACAGCUACUUGUGGUGCUCGCAACAUAGAAUUUGUCAAGAGCUUAGGGGCUGAUGAGGUUCUUGACUACAAGACUCCAGAAGGAGCAGCUCUAAAGAGUCCAUCUGGACGGAAAUAUGACGCUGUGAUCCAUUGUGCGACAGGAAUUUCAUGGUCAACUUUUGAGCCUAAUUUAAGUGUCAAUGGUAAAGUUAUAGAUAUUACUCCUGGCAUCAAUGCAAUGAUAAGUUUUGCUGUAGGAAAACUAACCUUUUCCAAGAAGCAACUAGUGCCGUUGCUCUUGGCUCCCAAGGCAGAGAACCUGGAUUACCUUCUGAAGUUGGUGAAAGAAGGGAAGCUUAAGACAGUAAUCGACUCCAAGUAUCCCUUGGCCAAGGCUGAAGAGGCUUGGGCUAAGAGUAUUGAUGGGCAUGCUACUGGAAAAAUAAUUGUGGAGGCUUAGUAGGUACUUGGAAUUCACCAGCUUUAUGUAUAGUUAUAUUCCUACUGUGAGUUGCUGUAAAUGAUGAUUCUUGAGGUUCCUGUUUAUCUUAUUGUGGUUAUAAAAUCAAUCAGA